Zychaea mexicana is the source of this 2361-nucleotide messenger RNA. RefSeq names its product FAS1 domain-containing protein. The record is from RefSeq and is a predicted model, not a curated record. The coding region runs from base 1 to 2361 and encodes 786 amino acids. The transcript is spliced from 5 exons. Lineage: Eukaryota; Fungi; Mucoromycota; Mucoromycetes; Mucorales; Lichtheimiaceae.
AUGCAACUUGGAACUUCACUGCUACUAUUACUUACCACUACACUUUUUUUAAUUAACAAUCAUGUGCUCGCAUAUAAGACGAUAAUCGACGUGUUGUCGGAAGAUUCUCGCUUUGAAAAACUAAUCGAGCAUUUACAACGAACUCGGCUUGUUCCCCAUGUCAACAGUCUAGAGGCAGGCACUCUAUUCGCACCCGACAACGAUGCCUUUGAAAGGUUCAAAGGCGACGAGAUUACACAAGGAAUGUUACUAUACCAUUUGCUACCGGUGGGCAUGAUUGGCGAAGAUUUCUUUCACGGGCAGUUGCUAGAGUCGCUCUAUAUACGGCCCGGUUUUCUUGGCUCCGAUGAUGCUGGCCAGCGCAUAAAGAUCACAAAGGAUGGCAAGCCCGGCAAGGGUCGAGGGAAACCAUAUAUCAAUGGUGCCGAGAUUAUCGACAAGGAUAUCGUUGUCAAUAAUCAGACGUAUGUUCAAGUCAUCAAUCAAGUGCUUGUACCUCCACCCACCCUUAGUGAUUCGAUACAAAGCAACGUGGAGCUAUAUGGCUUUUUACAGAAAGUUGGCCUUGACGAUAAGCUGAAGCAGCCUCGACCAUUUACAGUUUUUCUUUCACGGCAGAGCGUGCUUAAUCGAUUAAACCCAGUCGAAAAGGAUUACAUCGUAUCCCAGUACGGCAUCGACGAUCUGGAUCGACUUUUAAAGUACAUGGUGGUCGGCGACGUCGUUUAUUCUGCUGAAUUCCCCAGUGGCAAAACAGUCUAUAAGACACUUUCGGGUGAAUCGCUUGUGGUAGGCGUUAACAAGGACAAUGUAAUCACUGUCAAUGACGUUCCAGUGACGGAAACUGAUGUCUUGGCAGCAAAUGGGGUUGUCCACAUACUUGAUGAUAUGCCUAUACCCGACAAUGUCGUCUUCAACACUCGCAAGUAUUUGUAUGGUCUUAACUCAACAAAGCUGGUUUCCCUUAUGGACGACUACGGUCUUAAACAUUACCUCGAAGACGAUGUGGAGAAAUAUACCAUCCUAGCUCCAGGCAACGAUGAUAUCAAGGAAGACUCUAUACCCGAUAGCAUAAAAAAGGAUUGGCUAAGCUAUCAUGUCAUCGGUGGCUCACUUACUCCCGAUCUUUUGAUUGAUGGUUCUCUUUUAAAAUCUCAAUUCAUGUCAUCUCGCCUUGGAGGUGCCCCACAGCGCAUCCCAGUUUUUGUUGAAAACGAAGCACCUGUCAAAUCUGCUGGUAAAUCCAUCCGAUUCGAACAUUCUCGAGUGCUUGCAGAUCCAGCUGUGGUCAAAGACAAUUACAUUUAUCAAGUUUCCGAACCAUUACAACUUCCUGGCGACAUCCUGUCAAAACUUGUGAUUGAUCUGAACCUAUCCACGUUUAUUGCUACGAUUUAUGUAUCGGAAGUUGCUGAUGAUAUCAAAGGCGCUGAUGGCAUUACAAUGUUUGUGCCCACCAACGAAGCCUUCCACGAUCUGGGAUUGGUGGCACAAUACCUGAUGCAUCCAGCUGGAAAAUCGCAUCUCCAAAGCGUACUACGUAAUCAUGUUGCGCAAGGACUUUUAUACCGUGAAGAUAUGGUACAAGAUGCCCAUGAGAUGACGACAUUAGCUAAUGCCACGAUCCGUAUCGGCCCUAGCGAAGGAGACAGUAGCAAACUCGUCGUGAGCGCGCCCGAAACCGGCUCUAAACAAGCUGUUGUCGGCCACACAGAUAUCCUCGUUGGCAAUGGUGUAGUGCACAAGAUCGAUGGUGUGCAGAUACCGGGCUAUGUGGAGAUAACCACGCGUGAUAUCCUAGUGGGCAUUGAAGCCAAUUCAAUGCUCGAGGUGCUCGAGAGAGCGGGAUUGCUUGACGAGUUGAAUAGUACCAACUACAUUGUGCUGACACCAUCAGAUCGUGCAUUUGCUCAUAUGGAUCUGGAUCAGCUAUUAAAAGAUCCUUAUGAGCUUGAGCGUCUGGCAAAAAUGCACCUUAUCCCUAUCGGCUGGCAAGACACCUGGAUCACAAGCAAACAUGACAAUGAAUAUCCGACGUCAUUAUCAGAGUAUGAUAAGGUUAUCUUCCGUGAAGAAGACAACGGCGGUUUGAUGGUGUUGGUGAAAGAUCGAUCCGAUAAGACACCCGCUCAUGUCAUUGGUAUGGGGCGUACCGUCGGAGGCAAGGUAGACGGUGGCGUAUUGAUGAUGGAUGGCGUCUUGAUACCUAUUCGUCGCGGAUUCUUUGGCUUGCCUUGGGGGUGGUCUAUUUUCCUCGUUACAGUUAUUUCGCUUAUUUCAGCAAGCAUCGUGGGUGGCUGUGGCUUCAUUAUUUACAAAGUCUGGACACGUAGACGCCUGGGUUACCGCAGCAUUGAUUAG